Molecule: messenger RNA, 862 nt
Organism: Nicotiana tabacum (common tobacco)
Lineage: Eukaryota; Viridiplantae; Streptophyta; Magnoliopsida; Solanales; Solanaceae
Product: ADP-ribosylation factor-like protein 8a
Biological process (GO): protein transport
Molecular function (GO): GTP binding; GTPase activity
Source: RefSeq, a predicted model, not a curated record
CAUAUACGAUAAACAGCAGCGAGGGAAAAGAAGUUACCCAAAGGAUAUUUGUGUUAUGUCUGAGAGGGAUCUUUCUUCUUUAUACUGAUAUUUUUAUAUUAUACAGAUCUCUCUCUUUUUCUCUCUCCUUUCCGAUUCCUCGCAUCAGCCAUGGGUAUCUGGGAAGCUUUUCUCAAUUGGCUUCGAAGCCUCUUUUUUAAGCAGGAAAUGGAGCUUUCAUUGAUAGGAUUACAAAAUGCGGGAAAAACAUCUCUUGUAAAUGUUAUUGCUACUGGUGGAUACAGUGAAGACAUGAUACCAACAGUGGGAUUUAACAUGCGCAAAGUGACUAAAGGAAAUGUGACAAUAAAAUUGUGGGACCUUGGAGGUCAACCCAGAUUCCGCAGCAUGUGGGAGAGAUACUGUCGCGCAGUUUCUGCUAUAGUUUAUGUUGUUGAUGCCGCUGAUCCUGAUAACCUCAGCAUUUCAAGUAGUGAACUCCAUGACCUGCUGAGCAAGCCAUCGCUGAGUGGUAUUCCAUUGCUUGUAUUGGGGAACAAGAUUGACAAGCCUGGUGCCCAGUCCAAGCAGGCUUUGACCGACCAGAUGGGAUUGAAAUCAAUAACUGAUAGAGAAGUGUGCUGCUAUAUGAUCUCGUGCAAGAAUUCCACCAAUAUUGACUCAGUCAUUGAUUGGCUUGUUAAGCACUCGAAAUCAAAGAGCUAAGGAUGACACACUUUUUUGUAGUACUGAUUUGUAUGUUAACUUGUGAGGCUAUUGGUUUUUUCUGCUGGUUUCUCCAGAGUUCUCCUUGUAUGUAUAUUAAAUUAUCUUGUCAAUUGAAAGAGUUGUUGCAUGUUUUUUUUUGUUUUUCUUUUUGUGA